AUGUCUGGCGACACUUCCAAGCCCAAGAGGCGAAUCCUAGUAUCAUAUGGCGUUGAUAUAGAUGCAAUAGCUGGAUGGUUGGGCUCAUACAAGGGCGAAGACUCGACCAGUGACAUCUCUCGAGGCUACUUCGCCGGCACAGAAGGUGUGAAAAGGCUGUUGAAGCUGUUUGAUAAAUACAACAUCAAGGCUUCUUGGUUCAUUCCUGGUCACAGUUUAGAAACGUUUCCGGAAGAAUGUGCUAUGGUUCGGGAUGCUGGACAUGAAAUAGGGUUGCACGGAUACACCCAUGAGAACCCCGUUGACAUGACAUUCGAACAGCAACGCGAUGUGCUUGACUAUACGUACCGAAUGCUUACAGACUUCUGUCAUGGAAAGACGCCUCGAGGAAUAGUGGCUCCUUGGUGGGAGGUUAGCAGAGAAGCGACAGAACUAUUGCUCCAAUACGGCAUUGAGUAUGACCACAGCAUGAGUCACCACGACUGUCAAGCAUACUACCUCCGGACGGGAGACAACUGGACAAAGAUCGAUUACGGCAAAACAGCUGCAGAGUGGAUGAAGCCUUUCACCAAGGGUCAGGAAACUGGGCUCGUAGAGAUUCCAGCAAACUGGUACCUGGAUGACUUGCCACCAAUGAUGUUCAUGAAAAAAGUCCCAAACAGCCAUGGCUGGGUCAAUCCGAGAGAUGUUGAAGACUUGUGGCGGGACCAUUUCGACUACUUUUACAGGGAAGAGAAAGAGGGAUUUUAUUUCCCCAUGACCAUCCACCCAGAUGUGUCGGGCAGGCCGCAUGCCUUGCUCAUGCAUGAAAGACUGAUCGAGCACAUUAACAAACACGAGGGUGUCGAAUGGGUGACAAUGGCAGAGAUGGUCGAUCAUUUUAAGAGUACACAUCAACCUGCCGAAGGGGCCAUGAUGCCAGCACCGCCGGGAGAGAUUCUAUCCAAGAACGAGAAGUAG
Molecule: messenger RNA, 960 nt
Organism: Fonsecaea erecta
Lineage: Eukaryota; Fungi; Ascomycota; Eurotiomycetes; Chaetothyriales; Herpotrichiellaceae
Exons: 5
Coding region: 1-960 (319 amino acids)
Biological process (GO): carbohydrate metabolic process
Molecular function (GO): hydrolase activity, acting on carbon-nitrogen (but not peptide) bonds
Source: RefSeq, a predicted model, not a curated record